UUGGAAAAAUGACAGGUCAUCAGGAUCACCACUUCUUCUCAGCUCUGAUUUGGAGGGAGAAACCAGACUGUGGGUGGAGUUAUCGUGCUACUUUAAAUAAAGCUCUCUGUGGCUUCUGAGGAGCAGAAGGCGCUUCGUUCCUCACCGGUUGUCCCUCCUCUCUUCCUGCGCCGGCCACCAUGGCUCCCUGCGUCCACAGGUUGGUCAAAUCAGCCUGGCUGCCGCUGCUGUCCGUCUUGUUGCUGUCUGAAGCUCUGUCCGUCCGCUGGACGCCAGGGGACUAUGCGGACACAGCCUCGGACGCCUUGAGGUUCCUCAGUGACUACAACAGCACAGCAGAGGAGGUCUACUUUAACUUGGUGUCCGCCAGCUGGAGCUACAACAGCAACCUGACGGAAUUCAACUCCAGGCUGCAGGUAGCUGCAAGCCUUGUGUAUCAAAAUUUCUCAGAAGCCUGGGGAAUGAAGGCCAAGCAGAUCUUCUCUAAGGAAGUACUUAAAUCUCUUUCUGAGAAGGAUAGAAGGCUGAUUGCUGGUGUCAAGUUUCUGGGUAGUGCCAACCUUCCACAGGCCGAGCGAGUGGAGUAUAACACCAUCCUGAACACCAUGGAGAAUAUUUAUUCAACAAGUAAAGUGUACCCACUGCCAAAUGUUACCUGGAACCUGGAGCCUGAGCUCUCGGAAAUUCUGGCCAAGUCCAGAAGCUAUAAGAAACUACUCUUUGCUUGGGAGAGCUGGCACAAUGUUUCAGGUGUGCCUGUUAAGGGUUACUACUCCAGGCUUGUGGAGCUCAGCAACCAAGCCUCUCAAGGGGAUGGCUUCAAUGACACUGGAGCUUCUUGGCGCUCUUUGUAUGAGACGGAAACCUUUCAGGAGGAUUUAGAAAGGCUCUACAAGACGAUUGAACCGCUCUACCUGAACCUGCAUGCCUUUGUAAGACGCAAACUCUACAACAUCUAUGGUCCCAAAUACAUCAACCUAAAGGGACCCAUCCCUGCACACCUGUUGGGAAAUAUGUGGGCCCAGUUAUGGAACAACCUCUAUGAGAUGAUGGUCCCAUUUCCUGCCAAACCUUUCCUAGACGUGACUGAUGAGAUGGUCAGACAGGGCUACAAUGCCACACACAUGUUCCGUGUGGCCGAGGAGUUCUUCACCUCUCUGGGUCUGAAGGAGAUGCCUCCAGAGUUCUGGGACGGGUCGAUGCUUGUUAAGCCUGAAGAUCGGGAGGUUGUGUGCCAUGCGUCUGCCUGGGACUUUCAUAACCGCAGAGACUUCAGGAUUAAGCAGUGCACCACAGUGAGCAUGGAAGACCUCUCCACUGUACACCAUGAGAUGGGCCACAUCCAGUAUUACCUGCAGUACAAGGAUCAGCCUGUGGGCUUCCGUGACGGAGCCAACCCUGGUUUCCAUGAAGCUAUCGGUGAUGUUAUGUCACUUUCAGUUUCAACGCCCAAGCACCUACAUGAGAUUAAUCUGCUGGAGUCUGUGACCUCUGACAGUGAAAGUGACCUGAACUUCCUGUUGAAGACUGCUUUGGAGACUAUAGCUUUCCUUCCUUUUGGCUAUCUUGUUGACCUCUGGAGAUGGGAUGUGUUCAAUGGAAACACUCCUCCAGAGAAGUACAACUCUGCUUGGUGGAACCUCAGAACAAAAUACCAAGGAAUUUGCCCUCCUACCAGGCGCACAGAGGAGCACUUUGAUGCUGGGGCAAAGUACCACAUCCCUGGAAACACACCAUACAUAAGGUACUUUGUUAGCUUCAUCCUCCGAUUUCAGUUUCAUGAGAAACUAUGUGAGGUGGCCAAUCAGACCGGCCCUCUGCACACAUGUGACAUCUACCGUUCCAGAGAAGCUGGAGCCAUCCUGAAGAAAGUUCUCGAGGCGGGCUCUUCAAGGCCUUGGCCCGACGUGCUCCAGGAGGCCAUAGGCACACGUGAAAUAAAUGCCACCUCAUUACUCAAAUACUUUGACCCCCUAACAAAAUGGUUGGAAGAGCAAACUGCCAAUGAGACCCUUGGAUGGCCUGAUCUCGACUGGGUCCCACCGGUCCCUGAGGGCUACCCUGACGAUAUUGAUGCAGAAUUACAAACCUCAACUCUGUAGAAAGAAUUUGAAUGAGGUUUUAUGUUUCAGACGGGAUGGUUUCUCAUCUCAACGGACUCAUUUACCUGGUCAUUAAUGAAGCAGGGAGCGUUGGUGGGUCGGUCAAUUUAGAAGGUGUCUCUGAAAACCAGACUGAUACUUUUUACUGAUAGAGAGGAGUGUUAUGAUGACAGGAGAGACCUUAACUUUAGAACCAGGAUGGUCAGAACAGCCAUGAAGAGAAUGUGCAUUUCAGUCAGAGGUGUAAGGAUCUGGAAUAGACAGGCUAGAAUUGAAGCAAUGUCUCAAUAUAAGUUUAUUUAAGAAAAGGUUCAGACUGAUGUUUUUCAAUAGGAAUGAAGAUCUGAGGUUAAAAUUGAAUGGACGUUUCUAACACGGCAAACAGAAUUGUAUAUAUGUGUAUAAUGGUAGAGUUUGUGUGGGUAAAUGUAUCUGCUACGCUGUAUUGGGGCAGUAGUUGGAAUACCUUAGCUUUUCCUGGUGCCUCUGUGACUACUAUUGAACUGUCAUUGUGGGAUGUUGUGUGGGAAGUUGGACUUGAGUUGUUAUGAUGUCAGAGUGCUGAAUAAUCUAUGGGAGUGUGAAUGUUUGUAUGAGUAUUGGUAUGUAGUUGGAUGUGAACAUCUCUGGGAGUGACUUUGGUAACACUUUAUUUGGCAGAAACGUUGCUCUGAUUCCAUUUUGGCCACAUAAAAUGUCACCAUCUGAAAUGUUGUUGGAAAUCCUCCUGAACUUGAAUUCUGGAGUUCAGUAGAAGAAGAGUUGGUUGUCUCUUCUUCUUCUUCUUCAAUGUUGGGAACAUGCCAUUAAUUUAAUUUCUGCCAAAAGAAAUAACAUCCACCAGCUAAUUCAAACAUUCAGUGUGCAUUUGUUUUACUACCAACUAUAGGCAUCUGAACCAUUUAUUUUCCUCUUUAUUAUAAAUGAUACAUGUGAACACCAGCUUAUUCAUCUAAAACCGAUACAUUAUAUGUGUGUGGCUCCAUUAUGAUCUAGAGCCUCCAACGCCUGAUUAAAACGCUGAUUGGCUGAUAGAUGAGCGCUAACGACAUGGCUGAAUUAUGAAUAUAUCUCAUGUAACUGUUGAUGUGGUUGCUGCCAUUAUGUUUAAUGACU
Xiphophorus maculatus (southern platyfish) is the source of this 3218-nucleotide messenger RNA. It is a transcript of the gene ace, whose product is annotated as angiotensin-converting enzyme-like. Gene Ontology annotation, cellular component: plasma membrane. Gene Ontology annotation, molecular function: metallopeptidase activity; peptidyl-dipeptidase activity. NCBI's taxonomy places the organism in Eukaryota, Metazoa, Chordata, Actinopteri, Cyprinodontiformes, Poeciliidae. The transcript has 12 exons. Gene Ontology annotation, biological process: proteolysis. The coding region runs from base 180 to 2102 and encodes 640 amino acids. The record is from RefSeq and is a predicted model, not a curated record.